Messenger RNA from Polyodon spathula (Mississippi paddlefish), 5305 nucleotides. RefSeq names its product semaphorin-3A. Gene Ontology annotation, biological process: negative chemotaxis; semaphorin-plexin signaling pathway; neural crest cell migration. Gene Ontology annotation, molecular function: semaphorin receptor binding; chemorepellent activity; neuropilin binding. The coding region runs from base 369 to 2693 and encodes 774 amino acids. The transcript is spliced from 18 exons. The record is from RefSeq and is a predicted model, not a curated record. NCBI's taxonomy places the organism in Eukaryota, Metazoa, Chordata, Actinopteri, Acipenseriformes, Polyodontidae.
AGAUUCACCCAGGUGUAGGUGAUAUGGUAGAGCCGCAAGGGUAUUUGAUGUUGCUCUUGUAUUAGAGUGAAGCGGUUUAUUUUAAUGGUGUUUAAAUACAAGCAGCAACGUGGGCUGCCCAGGUCAUAAAAAAAGAAAAAAAAACAAGAAUGAGCAAUCCUAUCAGUUCACUUUAGCUGUCUUUUUGUUUUAAAUUCCAGUAGAAAACAACUUAGCUUGGACUGGAUAAGAAAUAUCCUGGGCAGUAACAAAAUCCCUACGGCAGCAUUAAACCCAGGAAUCUCUGCAGCACACGAUUUUAGGAUUCUGUUUUGAACUGCGUGGUGUCUUUGCUGAAGGACUGCACACUGAAUUUCUACACUGGGACCAUGGACUACCUCAUUGGGAUUGUAUUGCUACUCUCCGGGGUAUCUCUGCCAGCAAGUGUGCACUCUCAACAGGGAAGGAGCAAUGCCCCUCGGCUCAGACUGUCUUAUAAAGAAAUGAUGGACUCAAACAAUCUCAUUACUUUUAAUGGUUUAGCCAAUAGUUCCAGUUAUCACACUUUCCUGCUGGACGAAGAGAAAGGAAGGCUAUUGGUGGGCGCCAAGGACCAUAUUUUUUCAUUUAAUCUAAUCAACAUUAACAAGGAUUACCAAAAGAUUGUAUGGCCUGCAUCUCCAACAAGGAAGGAUGAAUGUAAAUGGGCGGGAAAGGAUAUUUUGAAAGAAUGUUCUAAUUUCAUCAAAGUGCUGCAAACCUAUAACCAAACACACCUGUAUGUUUGUGGAACUGGGGCCUUUCAUCCCAUAUGUGCCUAUCUUGACAUCGGAAAACAUCUCGAGGACAAUGUCUUCAGAUUAGAGACCUCCCAUUUUGAGAAUGGCCGUGGAAAGAGUCCAUAUGACCCAAAGCUGCAGAGUGCCUCUCUAUUAAUUGAUGGGGAACUGUACUCUGGAACAGCAGCAGAUUUCAUGGGAAGAGAUUUCGCUAUUUUCCGUACCCUGGGACAGCACCAUCCAAUCAGAACAGAGCAGCAUGAUUCAAGAUGGCUAAAUGAUCCUAGAUUUAUAAGUACCCACCUAAUUCCUGAGAGCGAUAACCCUGAAGAUGAUAAAAUCUAUUUAUUUUUUCGUGAAAAUGCAAUGGAUGGAGAGCACUCUGGGAAGGCAACCCAUGCCAGGAUAGGGCAGCUAUGUAAGAACGACUUUGGAGGCCACCGAAGCCUUGUUAACAAAUGGACAACCUUUCUCAAAGCACGGUUAAUCUGCUCUGUCCCUGGCUCUAAUGGCAUUGACACCCACUUUGAUGAACUACAGGAUGUGUUCCUAAUGAGUUCCAAGGAUCCUAAGAAUCCAAUAAUCUAUGCUGUGUUUACAACAUCCAGCAAUAUCUUCAAGGGGUCAGCAGUAUGCAUGUAUAGCAUGUCUGAUGUGAGGAGAGUGUUCUUGGGCCCCUAUGCCCACAGAGACGGUCCCAAUUACCAGUGGGUACCAUUCCAGGGGAGGGUACCUUACCCACGGCCUGGAACUUGCCCAAGUAAAACCUUUGGAGGGUUUGAUUCUACGAAAGACCUACCUGACGAUGUCAUCACCUUUGCAAGAAGCCACCCUGCCAUGUACAAUCCUGUCCAUCCAAUAAGCCACCGACCAAUCAUCAUCAAGACUGAUGUAGACUACCAGUUCACACAGAUAGUUGUGGAUCGUGUUGAUGCAGAAGAUGGACAAUAUGAUGUCCUGUUCAUUGGAACAGAUGUUGGCACUGUUCUUAAGGUUGUAUCGAUUCCCAAGGAGACCUGGCAUGACCUAGAGGAAGUCCUCCUAGAAGAAAUGACUGUGUUCAGGGAGCGUGUUGCCAUUACAGCCAUGGAUAUUUCUACAAAACAGCAACAGCUAUACCUUGGCUCAGCAAUUGGAGUUUCACAGAUGCCCUUGCACCGGUGUGAUGUCUAUGGAAAGGCCUGUGCCGAGUGCUGCUUAGCCAGAGACCCCUACUGCGCCUGGGAUGGAACUGAAUGCUCCCGCUACUUCCCCACAUCAAAGAGACGUACAAGAAGACAGGAUAUAAGAAAUGGGGACCCUGUCACUCAGUGUUCCGACCUUCAACAUCAUGAUGAAUUAAAUGGCAAAGGGAAUUUGGAAGAAAGGAUUAUUUAUGGAGUGGAGAACAGUAGCACUUUCCUGGAGUGCAGCCCAAAAUCCCAGCGUGCUCUUGUCUACUGGCAAUUCCAGAAACAGAAUGAAGACCGUAAAAAUGAGAUAAAAGCAGAUGACAGAUUCAUCAGAACAGAGCAAGGUCUACUCAUACGCAGCCUUCAGAGGCAAUAUUCAGGAAUCUACUACUGUCAGACUGUUGAACAUGGAUUCAUGCAGACCUUGGUCAAGGUCACUCUGGAGGUCAUAGACACAGAACACCUAGAGGAACUUCUGCACAAGGAUGAGGAUGGUGAGGCAGCAAAACCAAAGGAAGGCCAUAUCAUUAUCCCCCCCAAUCAGAAAGUCUGGUACAGGGACUUCAUGUCCCUCAUCAACCACCCAAACCUCAACACCAUGGAUGAAUUUUGUGAGCAGGUCUGGAAAAGGGACCGCAAGCAGCGUAAACAAAGGCCAUCCAAUGCCCAAGUUAAUGCUAACAAAUGGAAACACAUUCAGGAAAACAAGAAAGGCAGAAACAGGAGGACCCAUGAACUUGAGAGGUCACCAAGAAGUGUCUGAUAUUGGGGUGGCAUUUCACAGACUUAAUCCAAGUAGACUCUUAUAGGCACUCAACUGGAAACAAAUGCAAUAUACUCCUGAUUUAGUUCAUUGGAUUGAUAAAGACUUGCACAAUGGUUUAAUGGUAAUGACUUUGGUAAUGAGUGAACUACCAUGUGUUAGUACCUUUGAAUGGUCUCCAUUAUGGAAGAAUGGAAACUGACAGUUGGACUGGACUUCCUGUAAAUAUUCUACAGCAAAAACAAUAUUUGACAUUUUGCUAACUAUAGAGCUCAGACUUUUGUUAACACUGUACAAUUAAAUAACCAUCAACGUUGACAAUAUAAUUAUCUCUCUGCUUGCCAUUCUGUUGUUUUUAAUGCAAUAGUUUAUAGAUGUUACCCUAUCUCCUAAUACGUGAUAAGAUUCAUUAACAAAUUAUUUUGGAAUAAGCUCUUCCAACACUGAUAAGGUAUGUUUUAUUUUUAGUUCAUAGAGUUCUAUCUAAAAAGUGUCUAAAAUAAUGUAUGUUAACUAUCUAUCUUAUUGUAUAUCAUCCUACCUUCCAACAAAAACUACUGCAACCCAAAGUUGUUGUUUGUUUUAAUCAUCAUGCAAGUGUAUUUCAUUUCUGUUCAAUUGUACUCCUUAGAUACAUUUCUAAAUUAUUUCAGACAUAUUUUCUAUUCUGAGUUUUUUUGCUUUAUUUAGUGUCAAUAGCUAAAUAAUGAAAAGGUCUAGGCUAUGUGAUACAACACAGCACAAUAUAAAUAACGUAUUUUUUAAAUGUAUACAGUUAAUGGUGAAAGUGAUUAUAUUACACUUCCAAAAGCAGACUGACAUACAUGGCUAGUUUUACAGAUCUGGAUUAGCGCUAAUGUUGGACUACCUAAUAUUAUUUUAGGUAAGGUAGUCCAACACUAGUGCUAAUCUGUGAAACCAUCUGAUAAAGUAUAUCAUUGCAAUCCAUUUCUUUUUUUCAUGUGUGGCAGUAUGGCCUGGGGUGCUAUGUGUCAAGCCAAAAAAUGUAUUCCUUAAUUUAUUAUUCCUAAUAAAUACUGGUCAGGUGAUUCAUUAGUCAUAGAAAUCCUGGAAAAUAUUAUAAACUAGCCUAAUAAAUAAAAAUUAAUCAGAGAUCUGAACCAACAAAUAAUACUUUUUUUUAAAAUAUAAAUGACAAAAAGCAUUGCAUUCUCUAUGUGGCAAAUACCAAUCAAGUUGACAUUUACUUAAAUUCAGUUUAUUUUUAUCUGUGAGAACAGAAUUGAACAAGUUAAACUGGGCUACGACUUAAACUUACAUACUUUGGGAGUGUAUAUUCCCAAUAUAACACCACCUCAUUACAGCUACGAUAUGUGUAUGCCCUUAUUGAGGAAAAAGAAAGAUGAAAUGUUAUCAUAGUGGUUAUACCUCCCAGUAGAGAUAUAAAUGACUGUGUUUAUACACUAUUAGAUGUAAAAAGGUCCAUAGAGGCCAAGGCAUCACGACUUAAUGUAAUUUAUCACUGUUGCAAAAAUAAAAUAAACAUUACUGUAGAUAAGUGGGUAGACACCAUACAAGUGUUUUUUUGUGGCCAUUCAUCUCCAAGAAGAACAAUAUUAAGCUGACUCCUACUGAGACUGUUUAACUACACUGUCUGUCUGUGCAUGUGGUUGGGGACGGACUGUAAAGCUCAUUAUAUGUCAGCACAAAGGUGGGGUCAGAGUGAGAGAUACAGCUGCUAAAUACCAGCCAUCUGAGCUGUCAGUUAAUUCCGUCUAAACCCAGUCACUAGUCAUCAUUAAGCUGGCAAACAGAACCCAGAUGGUUAAAAAAUAAGAUUUCCCUUUUUUUCUGUGAAACCAUGCAGAGAUCUUCUUAAAAGAUGUUCCACUGAUUAAAGACAUUUUAUUAAUCACAUUUAUCACACACUUUUAGCAUUUUUAGAACUAUUGACUGAUAAUUUAAACAACUAUAAAAACAGUAAAACUAUGGUAAGUGAUUUAAAAAAGACAUCGGUAAAGAUAAUUGUAAACACAUUUUAGGAUGCUUCUUCUAGGUUAGCAUGGACCACUGAAUGUUCAAUUAUUUAAAAUCUAAAUAUUUGCUUGAUGGUUAUUGUUUGAAAGAUGAUACAUGCCCUAAAUACAAUAUUUGUCAAUUUACAAGAAAAUAAAAGAAACCAUUUUUGUCAUGGUCCAAAAAAAAAUGUCACUGUGUAAAAAUUGCAUGUGAAUGCUCUUUUUAAUGUGUCUAAUAAUUUUUAUAUAUAAUUUAGUGACUUUUAAUGUUAUGUGUGUAAUAGAUCUACCUUUUGCAACAUGCAGUACACAUUAACCUGUUUAAAAGCUGUAUAUAUUUUUUCCUUAGAAAAUCAAGGUACAGUGUAAAGUACUGGCAUCUAUUAGGUACUCUAUUCCAAGGUGUUCUAUAUCAGUUUUUGAGCAACUAGUAUACAACUGUUUCCCCCACAUUAAAACAUGAGGGAUUUAUUUCAUAUUUCAAGGCAACAAAGUAAAGUAUCCAUCAGAUUGCAUGUAUGUUUACUACAGAGCAAUUCAUUUACAUGAUCAUAUUGCUCUUUGCAUUUCAGAUGGUCUCUAUAAAACUGGAGAAAAUAUAAUGAAACUGCUGCUGUAAAUUAUUUCUUUUUU